Messenger RNA from Vicia villosa (hairy vetch), 843 nucleotides. RefSeq lists its product as uncharacterized. The record is from RefSeq and is a predicted model, not a curated record. The transcript has 3 exons. Lineage: Eukaryota; Viridiplantae; Streptophyta; Magnoliopsida; Fabales; Fabaceae. Bases 1 to 843 code for a protein of 280 amino acids.
AUGACUUUGAAUCUUGUUCAACCAAAAAAUAUACUUGCCACAUUGAAAAGGAAGGAACCUGACAAUGUAUCGAAUAUAAAGCAAGUGUAUAAUCAACGAUAUCGCAAUAAUAAGGAGAGUAGGAGAGAUAUGAGUGAGAUACAACAACUGUUGAAAAUGUUGGAUGAUAACAAAUAUGUGUCGCGGUGGGCAUUGGAGGCGUGUCCAUCACUUUUGAAGAAAAAAUUCGAGAUGCCUAAGGCGAUUGUCACGGAUCGCGACACCACUUUGAUGAAUGCGUAUGUUGAAACCACCAUUCUUGACAAGGGGAAGGAGAAGUUUGUUUGUGUAUGGACUAAUAAUGUCCGACACCUUGGGAAUAAAACCACCAAUAGAGUUGAGUCGGCACAUGCUACUUUGAAAAAUUGGUUGCGUACUAGCAAAGGUGAUUUGUGUAGAGGUUGGGACACCGUAAAUCUCAUGAUUUCGAACCAACACAACGGGAUACAAACCUCAUUCGGUCGGAGCAUUACGGUGUUGGAGCAUCGAUUUAAGGACGACAUCCUUUACUCUCAAUUGAUCGGCAAUAUGUCUCGGGACGGAUUGAACUAUAUCAUUCACGAGGCCAAACGAGGUGAAACUUUUGGUGGCGAUAGCGCAAAGUGUGGUUACAAUAUUACUAGCACGUAUGGUCUCCCGUGUGCUUGUGUUAUUUGUAAAAAGGUGAGAUUAGGUGAGCCAAUAAGAAUGGAUGAAGUCACUCCUCAUUGGAAGAAACUUAGUUUUGAUGAUGAUGGUUGCAUUGAAGAAAAUGAAACCAUAAAGACUCGUACACGCGGGUAUUUGGAGACGACACCAAAUUGA